This is a messenger RNA of Sinocyclocheilus grahami, 2234 nucleotides long. RefSeq names its product zinc finger and BTB domain-containing protein 20-like. The transcript is spliced from 4 exons. Gene Ontology annotation, molecular function: protein binding; RNA polymerase II cis-regulatory region sequence-specific DNA binding; DNA-binding transcription factor activity, RNA polymerase II-specific. Bases 534 to 2234 code for a protein of 566 amino acids. The record is from RefSeq and is a predicted model, not a curated record. Lineage: Eukaryota; Metazoa; Chordata; Actinopteri; Cypriniformes; Cyprinidae. Gene Ontology annotation, biological process: regulation of transcription by RNA polymerase II.
ACAAGCGCAUCGAAAUACGGUGCACCGAGAAUUAAGAAACUGAGGAUGCACAGAGCCCAUGCUGGUUCAAACACAACAAUUGCGACGAGCCAAAACAGUUUCACUUUCAGAGCCACAAUGGAGCCAGUUUCAGCGCUCCUCGCCGCGCGGAAGGGAGGGCGUGCGGCUCGCCGAUUGGGGUAAAGUCAUUUUGAACGAUUUAUAUCACAACCUACGUGCUUCACGAGAGUCCAUUCUGUUCCAAUCGCCAGCAGAAAGGCGUGGCUGCCCAAAAUCUUCGACGAAUGGUGAAAAAAUGGGAGGGCACGAGUGAGCUGCGUGAUGUCCUCUCCGAAGGGCGACUUUGAAGAUUCUGCAUGAGGUUAGAUUGUGGCCAGACCGAAAUGAAAUGAGUGGCUAAUGACUGACCUCUUCCACUGCACCACCACCACCAGCAACCUGUAGCAUCUAACCAGUGCCUCUUCACCAGCCUGAUACACAAACACACCCACAUACACAGAACACCAUCAGACUGUGACAUCAGGUGCAAGGGGAUGACCGAACGCAUUCACCACAUUAAUCUCCACAACUUUAGCAAUUCUGUACUUGAGACCCUCAAUGAGCAGCGAAACCGCGGGCACUUCUGUGACGUGACGGUUCGGAUCCACGGUAGCAUGCUGCGAGCUCACCGCUGUGUGCUGGCUGCAGGCAGCCCCUUCUUUCAGGACAAGCUGCUCCUGGGCUACAGUGACAUCGAGAUCCCCUCUGUGGUUUCUGUGCAGUCCGUCCAGAAACUGAUUGACUUCAUGUACAGCGGCGUGCUGCGGGUCUCCCAGUCCGAGGCGCUACAGAUCCUCACAGCUGCCAGCAUACUACAGAUCAAGACCGUUAUCGACGAGUGCACCCGCAUUGUUUCGCAGAAUGUUGGCUUCGCUGGAUCUGGCAGCUUUUCCGUCGUCCCAGGCGACUCGGGGCAGGAGACGCCUCGGGGAACUCCUGAGUCUGGCACCUCCGGUCCUAGUAGUGAUGCCGAAUCAGGCUACAUGCAAACAUCUCACCAGAGCCUUGACCGUGUUUACUCCUCGCUGUAUUCCAGCUGCUCUGGGUUGGGCCUGCAAAACGGGACCCGUGGAAAUCGCUCCCACUAUGCCAGCACCGUGGUGACAGCCGGCUACGACUCACCCCUUCCUCUACAGCAGAAGGAGGGAGGGCAGGACCCUGCCUGGAUCACACGCAUCCACGAGCGCUCGCAACAGAUGGAGCGCUUCCUAGCCACGACAGAGACUACACACUGCCGUAAACAGCCUCGUCCCGUGAGGCUCCACACGGGUGAUAUUCACAUCAAGCAGGAGCAAGGGGACGAGUACACCUGCUACGGGCUGGAGGACUGCCGUGAGGACAGCGAGCAGCUGGAGUGCGAGCCCAAAGGCGAGAGCUUCGACUCCGGCGUCAGCUCUUCCAUCGGCACGGAAACGGAUUCUGUCGAGCAGCCUUUCUUGUCUGGGUUCACUCGAGACAACUGUCCAAACAAAGGCCAGCAAGGUGAGCGGGGAACCCCUGUGCAGAUCGAGGUCAACGAUUCAUCCCCCGAGCAAGAGUCGGUUGAAGACGGGAAUAGAAACGGUCCUUCUCAAGAGUGUGGCGAGCUUGGAAUCUAUCAGCCGCCACAAGCACCCCAGUCGAUGCCUGCUGGGCCGUACCUGCGGCCAGGUGAGCCACUUACCAGCAACCUGCGUAUGCCCCUCACCCUAACCAGCAACACCCAGGUAAUGGGAACCGCAGGCAACACGUACUUGCCUACACUCUUUGCAACCCAGUCAGCCAGCGACAACAAGCCUUUCCUCUUCAGCCUGCCCCAGUCCAUUGGAAGUCAGCAGCCCCAAUUUGUGGCAGUGCCCUCUCCGUUCCCCAGCGGACUGACCGUGCCACCGGCUGGAAGUCAACAGCAAGGUAAUGCUGCCGUGGGACAGCAUGGGGAGAAGAAGCCCUACGCAUGCACUCUUUGUUCAAAGACCUUCACUGCCAAACAAAACUUCGUGAAACACAUGUUUGUGCACACAGAGGCUUAUGUGACCCUGGAGCACAAAACCAGUCAUAAGGGUGGCUCUUUUGGAGUCGGAAGCACCGGAGUGAGCGUCGCUGCGGAAGCAAGCUGCCAGGAGGGGACCACCUACAUGUGCUCCGUGUGCCCUGUCAAGUUUGACCAAAUCGAGCACUUCAAUGACCACAUGGGCAAGCAUGUCUCCGACGGAUAA